Molecule: messenger RNA, 2046 nt
Organism: Aspergillus calidoustus
Lineage: Eukaryota; Fungi; Ascomycota; Eurotiomycetes; Eurotiales; Aspergillaceae
Source: the annotation of a GenBank genome assembly
AUGCGGCUCUCAACCCUUUCCACCAUCGCCCUCGCAGGCGUUGGAACAUUCGCAUCCGCAUCAAAGGGCGUGCCCACAUACAUCAACCCCCUCCUCCCAGGCUGGCACUCCGACCCGUCCUGCGUGUACGUCACCGAACGCGAAACAUUCUUUUGCGUCACCUCUACAUUUAUCGCCUUUCCGGGCCUUCCCGUCUACGCAAGCAAAGACCUGCGCACCUGGGAGCUGGCCAGCAAUAUUAUCAGCCGACCAAGCCAGAUCCCUGAUCUCGCCGAAACAGAGGGCCAGCAAGGAGGCAUCUACGCCCCGACUCUGCGCUACCACGAGGGUGUCUUCUACUUGAUCGUCUCGAAUCUCGGUCCGGAUCUCAAUGGACUAGUCUUCUCAUCUACGGAUCCCUACGAUGACAAUGCAUGGAGUGAGCCGCUCGUCUUCCCCGUGUAUGGGAUCGAUCCGGAUAUUUUCUGGGACGACGAUGGCGUGACCUACGUUAGCUCCGCGGAUAAUAACAUGAUCCACCACUACUCGCUCGAUCUCAGCAGUGGAGAAAUCGGCCCAGUCACCUACCUCUGGAACGGGACUGGCGGCGCGUACCCUGAGGGACCGCAUCUGUACAAAAAGGACGGAUACUACUACCUCCUCAUCGCCGAGGGCGGCACAGAAACAAACCAUUCAGCAACAAUGGCGCGCUCAAAGUCUCGAACGGGGCCCUGGGAGCCAUGUCCGCAUAACCCUAUUCUAUCAAACAGGAAUACAACCGAGUACUUCCAGACAGUCGGACACGCAGACCUAUUCCAGGAUGGAGGCGGGAAGUGGUGGGGCGUUGCGCUGUCUACGCGGUCUGGGCCGGAGUGGGAGAAUUAUCCCAUGGGCCGCGAGACGGUUCUUGUUCCGGGGACGUGGGAGGAGGGCGAGUGGCCUGUUUUCAGUCCUGUGAGGGGUCUUAUGCGUGGGCCAUUGCCUCCGAAGCAUGCCGUCAAGAAGCCCAUCAAUAAGCCCGAGCAUCUGACCUUUGCGCCUGGUUCAGAGAUCCCGAAGCAUUUGAUGUACUGGCGUCUUCCUGAUGAGUCGGCCUAUGCGGUGUCGCCUAGGGGACAUCGCGAUACACUCCGUCUGACACCCUCGAAUUACGGUCCCUCAUAUAAUGCGUCUUCGGUUACCGAUCCGAUUACCUUUAUCGCUCGCCGGCAGACGGAUACGCUCUUCUCUUUUAGCGUUGAUCUCGAUUUUACCUCGAAGACUGCAUAUGUCGAAGCAGGGGUAAGCGUCUUCAUCACCCAGGAGCAGCAUAUCGACCUAAGCAUCGCCAACACCGCCAUCCGUGGGAAAAUAACCCGUGCUAUCCAACUCAAGACCUACGGCCGAGGGAACUACGACGGGCCAUUGAGAAACAUCACGACAGAUCUCCCGCGUGAAUGGGCGGGCAAGAAGAUUACACUGACUGUUGAAGCACACGACGAUGAGACCUAUCAGUUCUCUGCUAGUCUUGCAUCAAGACCACGCAAGGGGAUAAGUAUUGGAUCUGUCGACACGAGGGUUGUCUCUGGGGAUACGGGCCGAUUUACGGGUACUUUGGUGGGAGUAUACGCUUCGCGAGGCGGCCAUAGCACGGCGAAUGUCGCUGAUAAGCAAAGUGAUUUCGCGUACUUUAGCAACUGGCGCUACAAGGGGCUUGGGCAGAAAAUCGACCAUGAUUUGAUUGUACCUAGCAACUAGCUGCCUCGCGCUCGGGGUAUGCACAAGAAAAGGGCACUUUUCCCGGUAUGUGACAGGUGCCAUUCAGGAGCCUCGAGAUCACCUUGAUAGAGCAGCGUUCAUUCGAAUGGCCGGUUAUCCAUCCAUGAUGCUCUACUUCGAUCGUACACCCUUCACAAACAUCAUGAUUCGGUCCAGAUAUAUAGAGUAUAGUAGGGCCCUAUACUCCAUGGUCGAUCCGGAGAUUUCCCAGUCUCUUCUUGUCAUUAGACGUUCUGUAAACAUUACACGCGUCUAGGUUUGGGAAAUUCGGGCAGUAUAUAGAAACCCCAAGCAAAUGGUUCAAUUAAG